This is a messenger RNA of Saccostrea echinata, 1041 nucleotides long. RefSeq names its product angiopoietin-1 receptor-like. The transcript has 9 exons. The record is from RefSeq and is a predicted model, not a curated record. Gene Ontology annotation, molecular function: scavenger receptor activity. Bases 1 to 1041 code for a protein of 346 amino acids. NCBI's taxonomy places the organism in Eukaryota, Metazoa, Mollusca, Bivalvia, Ostreida, Ostreidae.
AUGAUUUUAGUCAUUGUUCAGUUACUUCCGUGUUUGACACUUGCUCAGGCUUACGUCAAUUUAGCUCUCGGGAAACCGGCCUGGCAGAAGAACAAUUAUCAAGGUACGGAAAUAGAAUGGGGAGCAGCGAAGGCAGUGGAUGGACACUUUUCUGACCGCUCAGCAGGAGGAAAUCAGUGUACAAUAUCAGAUGGACAACAGACAGCAGAGUGGAGAGUAGAUCUAGAGAGAGUGGUCAGCAUCAGUUAUAUCAACAUCUACUACAGGACUGAUAAUGCACCUAUAAGCUACUACAUAUACACCGGUCGAUUUGCUGGAUUUUUCCUCUACGUUUCUAAUACCACUCUUAAGGACGAUGGCUAUCUUUGUUUCCAUGAGAUACAAACAGUAGACGGUACACCAACAGAGAACCAGACAAUAAGCUGUCCUGUACAUGGACGUUAUGUUAUAUACUACAACGAGAGGAGGGCGGGCGUGACGUAUCCAAGUUAUUACUCUCAAUAUGUAUACAGUGAAUUGUGUGAAUUGGAAGUUUAUGGAUGCCCUAACCAAGGAUAUAACGGAGAAUAUUGUAACCAAUCAUGUCCCCAGAACUGUCAGGAGUCAAGAUGUAACAUCACCACAGGAUAUUGCCUGAGUUGUAUGCCGGGAUAUAAAGGUCCUCUGUGUAAUCAAACUUGUGAUGACGGAACAUAUGGACUUGAGUGUACUUAUUUGUGUGGUAACUGUAGUGACGGAGAAACCUGUCACCAUGUCAACGGCACGUGUCUUAAUGGGUGCAAUGACGGGGUGGAGGGGCAGGAAUGUCAAAAUGCAUGUUUGCCGGGAUACUAUGGCAGGGACUGUAGAUAUAGAUGCAGUGAUAACUGUGCCAUACACAAUAGAUGUAACAGGUUUACUGGGGAGUGUGACGGGGGAUGUCAGCCGGGAUGGAAAGAGCCACGAUGUAUCAAGGAUCAACCUAGGGAGGACGAAAGGAUUACCUCCCCCUAUGCAAAGCUGGAAGACCAUGAUAGAUUUAACACUUACGAAGACCUUUAA